AACAUGGGACUCACACAGGACCCCGUUUUCCAGAGGCUGCAGCAAUGGUACUCAGCGCACGCCUUGAACCUCAACAUGAGACACAUGUUUGAUGACGACAAUGAGAGGUUCCACAAAUUCAGCCUAAAAAUGCAGACCGAAGACGGGGACAUCCUGCUGGACUAUUCCAAGAACCUCAUAACCGAUGAAGUCAUGAAGAUGCUGAUCGAUUUGGCCAAGUCAAGAGGUAUGGAUGCAGCCAGAGAGACCAUGUUCACCGGAGACAAGAUCAACUUUACUGAGGGUCGUGCUGUGCUCCACGUGGCACUGCGGAACCGUUCCAACACUCCGAUCAUGGUGGACGGUAAAAAUGUGAUGCCGGACGUUAAUAAAGUUCUGGACAAGAUGAAGAACUUCUGUCACAGGGUUCGUAGCGGUCAGUGGAAAGGCUACACGGGGAAGAGCAUCACGGACGUUGUUAAUAUCGGAAUAGGAGGAUCAGAUCUUGGCCCCUUGAUGGUGACAGAAGCCCUGAAACCAUACUCCAAAAAUGGGCCCGCCGUGUGGUUUGUGUCCAAUAUCGACGGGACGCACAUCGCCAAGACACUCGCGCAACUCAACGCCGAGACUACGCUCUUUAUCAUCGCUUCUAAGACGUUCACCACACAAGAGACCAUCACUAACGCCGAGUCAGCCAAAGCAUGGUUCCUAGAGCACGCCAAAGACAAAGGUGCUGUGGCCAAACACUUUGUCGCCCUGUCCACAAAUGGCCCCAAAGUGAAGGACUUCGGUAUCGACACAGAGAACAUGUUUGAGUUCUGGGACUGGGUUGGGGGACGCUUCUCCCUGUGGUCAGCGAUUGGAAUGGCCAUCGCUUUGCACAUUGGCUUUGACAACUUUGAGAAGCUUCUGGCAGGCGCCCACUGGAUGGACAAGCACUUCCGCACAGCUCCACUGGACAAAAACGCUCCCGUUCUGCUGGCUAUGUUGGGCAUUUGGUACAUCAACUUCUUCCACACAGAGACCCACGCCAUGCUGCCUUACGACCAGUACAUGCACCGUUUUGCUGCUUACUUCCAGCAGGGCGACAUGGAGUCCAACGGCAAGUACGUCACCAAACAUGGCGCACGUGUAAAUUAUCACACCGGACCGAUUGUGUGGGGCGAGCCUGGCACAAAUGGCCAACAUGCCUUCUACCAGCUUAUCCAUCAAGGAACGCGCAUGGUGCCGUCCGAUUUCCUCAUCCCGGCCCAGUCCCAGCACCCUGUCAGGGACAACCUACAUCACAAGAUCCUGGUAGCCAACUUCCUGGCACAGACUGAGGCCCUCAUGAGGGGAAAGACCACCGAGGAGGCCAGGAAGGAGUUGGAAGCCAGCGGGCUGACUGGAGAAUCUUUGGAGAAGAUUCUGCCACACAAAGUGUUCCAAGGAAACCGACCCACCAAUUCCAUUAUUUUCAAGAAACUGACCCCUUACAUGCUUGGUGCCCUCAUAGCCAUGUAUGAGCACAAGAUCUUCAUCCAGGGUUUGAUGUGGGAGAUUAACAGCUUUGACCAGUGGGGGGUGGAACUGGGGAAGCAACUGGCAAAGAAGAUCGAGCCGGAGCUCCGGGAUGCUGCCGAGGUCCAUUCCCAUGACGCGUCCACCAAUGGGCUCAUCAACUUCCUCAAAAAGAAUUUCGCCUGA
Molecule: messenger RNA, 1665 nt
Organism: Nerophis lumbriciformis (worm pipefish)
Lineage: Eukaryota; Metazoa; Chordata; Actinopteri; Syngnathiformes; Syngnathidae
Source: RefSeq, a predicted model, not a curated record